AAGGGUAGCGGAAGAAGUGUGUGGAAUGCUCUAUGCUUUUCUUUUCUUAACAACCAAACAACCCCCCAAAACUCAUCACAAAAAAAGCCCCAAAUCCCAAGCAGUAGAGUCCUAGAACACGCAUCACCAACGUUCUGCGUGUAACGGUCACCAGAUCACGGCGAGAAUCUGCCGGAAGAGACGCCAGAAAGAGCUCUCAUUCCAUUCCUUCUUGAUUCGAACCAAACAAGAAUAAGAAGAAGAAAUGGAGAGAGGAAGGGAUAGUAGUAGUAGUAGCAGAGGGAUAUCGAGAGGGAUGCUUCCAUUGUUAGCAGUGCACGCAGUGAGCGAGUAUUGCAGGCUCGAUCGUAAACCCCCCCUCACGGCCGCACUCGUCGCUGCCAACACUUUCGUCUACUUGAGGCCUGCUUUUCUCGAUCGUACUCUUCCUUCCAUCGAUGAAGUCUGGUUCAAUCCCCACCUCAUCCUCAAGCACAGGGACCUCAAGCGCUUCUUCUUGUCGCCAUUCUACCACAUGGGUGAAUCUCACUUGGUAUACAACAUGAUGUCGCUUUUAUGGAAAGGGAUCCAGUUAGAGAAUUCAAUGGGGAGUGCUGAAUUCGCAUCUAUGGUGGUUGAGCUUCUUGCUAUGUCCCAGGGCAUCACAUUAUUACUUGCCAAAUCGCUUUUCUUGUUCUUUGAUUACGGAAAACCUUACUACCAGGAAUACUCUGUUGGAUUUUCCGGUGUCCUCUUUGCCAUGAAAGUUGUCCUCUAUUCCCAGUCUGACAACUACACUAACGUCCACGGAUUGGUAGUACCAGCACGUCACGCCGCCUGGGCCGAGCUCAUUCUCAUCCAAAUGUUUGUACCCGGUGUAUCUUUUCUCGGCCACCUUGGUGGGAUACUAGCUGGUAUUCUCUAUCUCAGGCUGAAAUCUUUAUAUUCAGGUUCAGAUCCACUGACAGGUAUCAUUAGAGAUGUUACUAGGGUUUUGAGUCGGCCUUUGAGUUUCUUGCUGGGCUUGUCUCCGUUCCGAAGGCGACAAAUUUUGGGUAGGGGACGUGUUGGUCGAAGUCAGAGGACUGCAAAUGGCUUGUGGAGAUGUGAAGCAUGUACGUUUGAUAAUUCUGGCUUGUUAAAUGUGUGCGAGAUGUGUGGCACAGGUCGUAACGGCGGUGGAUUGGCAUCCCUUGGGUCAUUGAAUCAGUCUCGUGACCUUACUUUGGAAGAAAUGCGGCUUAGGAGAGUUCAAAGAUUUAGUACGUGAUGUGAUUCAACGAGAAAAAAAAAAUGUUUAAAUUUAGUACGUGAUGCCAUUCAACCAGAAAAAAAAAAAUUUGUUUAACUAUAGUGUAAGCCUACAUCUCUCUGUUUACGUCUGAUAUCGAACUUCUAUCAAUUAUGCUUCUAUUAUAUUUGAUGCCGUUAUGUUUGGUUUUUUACUUCA
Molecule: messenger RNA, 1429 nt
Organism: Camellia sinensis
Lineage: Eukaryota; Viridiplantae; Streptophyta; Magnoliopsida; Ericales; Theaceae
Gene: RBL14
Product: RHOMBOID-like protein 14
Cellular component (GO): membrane
Molecular function (GO): serine-type endopeptidase activity
Source: RefSeq, a predicted model, not a curated record